Messenger RNA from Rhizophagus irregularis DAOM 181602=DAOM 197198, 342 nucleotides. RefSeq lists its product as uncharacterized. Lineage: Eukaryota; Fungi; Glomeromycota; Glomeromycetes; Glomerales; Glomeraceae. The record is from RefSeq and is a predicted model, not a curated record.
AUGGAUUCUUUCUUAGAUGAAAUGCAUAAGAAAAAGAUUAUGGAUCAUUUCUCAAAUAAGCCUAGUACAGAUUUUAGCAAUGAUCAGGACAAUUCUAUUAGCGACGAUUCUUCCAGUCAAACUGAUGUAUCAGAGGUGCAAGAGCACAGCUUAGACUUGACUGAGAAAAACAUCCCGAUCACGCCUAAUACUUAUGACGAGACAGCUAAAUGGAGCGAAACCUACUACUAUGAUGAAGAAACAGAUGAUUGGGGUACACCAUACGAGAAUAAUGAUAGGGGAUAUUACUUAAAUUUAAAUACUGGAGAGAUAAGACGUAAAGAGACAAGCGUUUAUGCUUAG